GAACCACAGAUGCUGGAGUUUAUCAGCUACAGAUCUCCAACAGUAAAGAAACACUAUACAAGAGAUUCAAUAUUUUUGUCGCUGUUCCAGAUCCGGGUCUGUCUGCUGGUUAUAUUGUGCUGAUUUGUCUUUGUAUACUUCUGUUAGUGGCUGCAGCUUUGGGUGUGAUGUGCUACAUGUUAAAAUACUCUAAAAAACAGAAAGAAAAGAAGGCCGUGUCAGUGAAGGAGGGAAAUUCUAUAACACUAAAAACCGGUGCAGUCGAGAUCCAGAGAGACGAUGAAGUGGUCUGGAUGUUUGGACCUCAAGAAUUGGUUAUUGCAGAAAUCUACAAAAAUGCCAGUAACAUUUCAUACCCCAAUGUUGAGCAAUUCAGAGACAAGCUACAGCUGGACCAUCAGACUGGAGAUCUGACCAUCAGCGACAUCAGGAUCCCAAUCUCUGGAGAUUAUCAGAUACAGAUCACUGGCAGUAAAGCGACAAAAACAAAGAGAUUCAAAGUUAUCGUACGAGAGGACACACGGAAAUUCACAGAAGGAGAAUAUGUCCGUCUGCAGACCGGUGUUACUGAACUUCAGAAAGAUGAUGAGAUACUUUGGAAUUUUGAGCCUAAAAAUGCCCUUAUAGCCAAAAUUGAUGGACAGACCAAUAAGAGCACUGUCUAUGAUGUUGGUGAUGAUGGAUUCAGAGACAGACUGGAGCUGGACGAUCGAACUGGAGAUCUCACCAUCACAAACACCAGAAGCACAGACUCUGGAGUUUACGAACUGCAGAUCAAGAGCAGCAAUAAAGUCUCGUACAAGAAAUUCAAUGUUCUUGUUUGGAUGAAUAAUCUGAAAUAUACAGUUGGAGAUUCUGUCACUCUACAAACUGGUGUUACUGAGCUGAGGAAUGAUGGCAGGAUACUGUGGAAGUUUAGCGAUAAAGACAUUUUAAUCGCCGAACUCAACCGAGCCACCAAUCAGACCUUAUUCUAUGAAGGUCCUGAUGGGAGAUUCAGAGACCGACUGCAGUUAAACCAGCGAACUGGAGAUCUGACCAUCAGGAACAUCAGCAGAGCUCAUUCAGACAUUUAUACACUUCAAAUCACCAGCGGCAAAAAGAGCAUAUGCAAGAGAUUCAGGGUUAUUGCCCACGAGAAGGAAUGGAGGGAGGUUCAGUCAUGCUACACAACGAUACUGAAAUACAAAAAGAUGAUCUGGUGCUGUGGACGUUUGGACCCGAAGACAGUCUCAUCGCUAGAAGUGAAAUAAAUAAAGCAUGUUUCUGUACAUAUGAUGGCAAUGAAGGGAAAUUCAGAAACAAACUGAAACUGGAUCA
Messenger RNA from Sinocyclocheilus rhinocerous, 1320 nucleotides. RefSeq lists its product as uncharacterized. The transcript is spliced from 6 exons. The coding region runs from base 168 to 1253 and encodes 361 amino acids. The record is from RefSeq and is a predicted model, not a curated record. Lineage: Eukaryota; Metazoa; Chordata; Actinopteri; Cypriniformes; Cyprinidae.